Messenger RNA from Ailuropoda melanoleuca (giant panda), 4908 nucleotides. RefSeq names its product collagen alpha-1(I) chain. The record is from RefSeq and is a predicted model, not a curated record. Lineage: Eukaryota; Metazoa; Chordata; Mammalia; Carnivora; Ursidae. The coding region runs from base 181 to 3054 and encodes 957 amino acids. The transcript is spliced from 2 exons.
GGCGCGUGGGAGACGCGCUGCGUGGGCGCAGACCGGCUGCGGGACUGUCGGCGGCCGCGGGGCAGAAGAGCCGAGGCCGGGGCCGCAGGCGCGGGCGAGCGGGGGGCUCCGGGGACCCCUGGCGCUGCAGUCCCGGUUGAGGCGGCGGCGGCCCCUGGGGCCGUGUGGGUGGACGGGGCUAUGGGGGAGCCCCAGGUGGUGGGGCCCGUGGGGUCAGUGUGGGUGACCGGCACCGGGGGGCAGGACGAGGAGGGGGCGCUUCAUCAGAGUCCCCGGGGCGGUGAGCGGAAAGGCCGCCCGGGCUCCACGGGGCACGAGAGCAUUCUGGAACUGUGGCUGAAGGUGCAGGCUAUGAGGGCAGCCUCGGGCUGUGGGGAAGGAAGCACGGUGGAGCUCCACCCGGUGCCUGCAGGGGAGGACCCGGUUGAAAGGGGUGUCCCCGGCCGGGCUUCCUGGGUAGAGACCAGCCGGGCUGGCCUCACGGGACCCUGGGUGAAAGGACAGGCCAGGGCAGCGCCCCGGGCCCCAGGAGGAUCUGCAGCUGAGCUCGGGGCAGCUUGUGGGACGGCCUCUGGCUUGUGUGGGCAGGGACAGGCCCAGGGCCUGCGUCCUGGGGGUGUGCCUGCGACCCUGGGGACAAGUUCUGAGAUUAUCUCGUACCUGCUGAGAGGACAGGCUGUGGGGGUGCCUGGAGCCAUGGGGUGGCCUGAGGCUGUGCAGAGAGAGAUGGGCUGUGGGGCUGCUCCAGGUUUGUGGGACAGGGGCCAACCGGUGCAGGUGCCGGGGGUGCCAGCCCGAGAGGUGGUCUGUGGGGACAUCCCGGGCCUGUGGGGAAGGGGACAGGUUGGGAGGAUGCGCGAUGCUGUGGGGGCACCUAGAGGCGUGGAGGAGGAAGCAACCUCUGUGGGUGCCCUGGGCAUGUGGCGGAGGAGGCAGGCUGUGGAGGGGAUGGGCUCUGGGGGUGUUCCUGGCAUGUGGGGUGCUGGACAGCCUGUUGGGGUGCCUUGUGCUCUUGAAGAGGAAGCCAGAUGUGGGGGUGACCCAGGAUUCAGGGAGAGGGGACAGGGCAUGUGGGUAGAGACUGGGUCUGGAGGUGACCCGGGGUCAUGGGCAGCCACACAGACGGUAGAGCUAAGUGGCCGUGAUGAGCCGGAGGGAGGCCCUGGGGGUGCUCCAGGCUUGUGGGGUAUAGGGCCAGGAAUGGGAGUACCUUCGGUUCUGGGGAAGGAGACAGGCUGUGGGAGUGUCCCGGGUCCGUGGGGGACAGAGCAGCCGGUGGGGGUGUCCCAGGCUGUGGUGGUGCCACCUGGAGCCCUGGGAGAACAGGUGAGCUACGGAGGUCUCCCCGGCCUGUGGGAGAGGCAGCAGGCUCUGGGGUUGCCUCUGUCCGAUGCGGUGCCAGGGCUUACUGGGCAGGACACAAGCUGCGGGAGCGCCGUGAGCCUGUGGGAGAGGAGGCCCGCUAUGGGGGAGCAAGAGGCCCUGAUGCCAACAGCUUUGGGGGUACCUGGGCCUGUGGAUCAGGAGGCUGGAUGUGGUGACGUGUCCUGUCUGUGCAGGAGGAGACAGGCUGUGGGGUGGCCUGACCCGGAGGGGAUGCCCGAGGCCGCUGUUUUGCCCAAGCACAGGUGUGCCCCGGCAGGGGUCCCCCCAGAGGGGGGUAUGCCAGGGCCUGGAAGGGUCCCUGCCAGGGUGCCUGCCGCGGUGUGGGUAUCUGGCCCUGCGUGUCCGGAAGGCAGCUCCAGAGAUGUCUUGGACCUGUGGGAAAGGGCUCGUAGCGCCACGCUCCCCGUGGCUCCCGAGGAGCUGUGGUCUGUGCGUGAGGACACUGGGUCUGCAGCUUUCCCCGGAUCGUGGGGAAGGAGACAGGCCGUCAGGGUUCCCAAAGCACCUGGGUUUGUCGGGGAGGGGAGAGGCCCCGGCGGUGUCCCCAGAUCUUGGGGAAGGAGACAGAGUGCCAGGGCUCCUGGGGCUGUUGAGGUGCCCACAGCUGCCAGGGUGCCUGGUCCUCUGGGGAUGGAGGCCAGCUCCGGGGGUUUCUCAGGCUUGUCAGGAAGGAGGCAGACUGCAGGGGUGUCCACAGCUGGCGGGGUGCCCGUGGCCCCCAGGACACCUAGGCCUGCCUGGGAGGAGUUGGCUCCGGGAGGUGUUGCAGGCCCGUGGGGGGAGAGGGAGACAGUGCCAGGACCUGCAGAUGCCUGGGCUCCCACAAGGAUGGGGGUGCCCAGCACUGCCAGGAUGCCUAUGCCCAUAGGGGAAAGGCUGGGCCCUGGGGACCCCUCAGGCUUGUUGGGAGGGAGGUGGACUGCUGAGAUGCUUGCGGCCGCGGGCGCUUCCGUGGCUGCAGGGGUCCCUGGGCCGAUGAUGGCUGAUGCCGGCUCUGGGGAUGCUCCAGGUGUGUGGGGGCAGAGACCGAUGAUGGAUGUGCCCACUGCUGCCGGGGCUGCAGGACCUCCCCACGGGGCGACUGGCUCCGACGGUGUCUCUGGCCCGUGGAGAAGAAGACCCAGUGGACCGGCCGCUGAGUCUGUGCGGGUGCCUGUAUCUUUGGGGGUGCUUGCAGCUGUAGGGGUUCCUGCGGCGGGGCAUGCGCCUGCUGCGGUGUGGGUGACAGGGUGUAUGGGAGAAGAAAUGGCUACAGCUGCCUCGGGUCUCCCAGCAUCCAGGAGACAGUCCGUGGAGGGAGCUGGGGCUUUGGGCGGGGCGGAGGCAGGAGGCUACAGUCUGGAGCUGACUGGGUGGAGCCAAGCGGCAGGGGUCCCUCACACCCGUGGCUGUGGGACCAGGUCAUGGAGCUGCCCCUGGCCUUGUGCGGGAGAGACCGACCACGAGAGCAUGUGCACCGUGUCAGGGACCAGAACCGUCGUGGGGGCGCCUGACGCUGUGGGGGUGCCCCUGGUUUCAAGGCUGGAAACUGGUGUUGGCCGUUUCAGGGAUCACCUGCCGCAGAGUGGGGGGGGACAGGCUGGAGGAGCGUCUGGAGCUAGGGUGAGGGGGAGCCCUCUGGGAGAGCCGCGUGUGGGGGAGGACAGGUUGAGGGGGGCCUUCCAGUAGUAUGUUAAGGAGCAAGUCGGGGGAGUCGGGCUCUGUGGGAGGGACAGGUUGGGGGGAGGUGUGGCCUGGGUUACAGACCAAGGCACAGGUUGUAGGGGUGUCGCAGGAUCGAGGAGAGAGGCUUCGUAAAGAUGUCCUAGGGGAUGUUGGGUGACAAACUGGGAGGUUUCCUGGAGCCGUGGGGAGGGGACAGGUUGUAGAGAGGGGUGUCCCGGGCAUUUGUACAGGGGGACAGCGUGGGGGUGGGUGUCCCUGGACUUUGUGUGUGUUUGUGUAUGUGCGUGUCUGUGUGGCGUCACUCGAGGGAUCACCUAGUGUUUCCCAGGGGAGAGUGGGAAAACGCCGACCUCGUCACACUUGCAGAUGCGCUGGCCCGCACUCUGCGGCCUCCUUGACUCUGGGGCCGCAGCCCCCGGACUGUGGUGUCAGCCAGCAGCGGGUUCGCCUCGCUCACCUGCCCCUCCGGUCUCGACAGCCCUAGGAAUAGGGGAUCUUGAACGGCGGCCCUGACGUUCCUGCAGACGUAUCUCUCUGGAAGCACAUCCAGUCUGCAAACCUUGGGUUUAUUCAAAAGCUGAAAUUAGGGAUUUUUUUCUUAAGACCUGGACUUCCCCAUUGAUUUACUAUAGGAUUCUUUGACAGAGCAAAUACCCCAGUACAUUUAAAACUAGUCAGUUUAUGGAAAAUCAGCUUAAUUCAACAAGUGUUAAGUUAAAGUGUCUGCCAUGCUCAAAGCACAGUGUUGUGGGAAAUAUCAGAGAAGAGCAAGGCAGGUCCUUACCCUCCAGGAGCCUUGUCUAGCCGGGAAGCUGAGACUUACCCCGUGACAUAGGUAAAUAACAGUGUGAGGCGAGAUCGUGACGAGCACGUGCUGAGUGCAGGGUAACGAAGUGUUGGGGGGGGGCGUAACCCACGUCAGCUCCCAGAACGCCUUCCUGUCACAGCCCACUGUGCGCGGGGGCCUUGAGCUCUCUCAGGCAGAUCUGCCCAGAGUCUAGGCAUGGUGACCCUCCCGCGGGCUUCCUUCGAGGCCUGCAGAGUUCUGACCUGAGCUUCCCGGGAGUGCACAGCCGGCUGCUUUCCGACCAGUGGUUAGGGUUUCUGAGUGUAGACCGUGUGUCCACAAAGCUGCCCUGCUGGAAAGUGCUCGCCCACUGUAGCGGAGUGCCCGUCUCCUGGUGAGCCCGGAGAUGUGAAAUUUGGAAUGGCUAGUCGUUAGAAUAGCAUGCCCCGUAUUCUCUGAGAAAGUAGGCUUUCCAAAGGGAAGGUGCCUUUGCAGCUGUCCUGGAGCCCUUGCCGCUCCGCGUGAGGCUGCUGUGGACUUCUCUAGAAUAUUGCUGCAUGAGCAUGGUGCUGUGUUUGACUUCUUUCCCCGUGUUCGCAUGCCGUCGGUCUGAAGUGGCUUUCUCUCGUUGUAGGCAACGACUGGGAGAGCAGGGCUGGCCGGCGGCUAGGCUCUCCGCAGCGCCCCGCGCACCCUGACGGCAUGGGCCCUGGCAGGCCAGCCUCCGCCUCUGCUUGUCUAGCACCUAGCGUCCAGCUCCACGGGAGGAGUGACCCCAGGACACUUCAGGCCCAGAUUUUACAUCUGAAAUGAAUAUGGUGCAUGAAAUGUGUGCAUGUGGUCACAGUCGCGGAGUUUGGACGAACGUAUCCACAGGUGUCACGUGCACCCGUCAGGACAGAGGUCUUUUCCGCUGCUCCAGAGAGUUCUCCUGUGCCCCUUCCUGCCCUCCCGAGGCCACGUCACUGUGAUUGUUUUCCAGUGUAGAUUGACUCUGCCUUUUGCAGGACUUCGCGUCAGUGAAGUCCCACACCACGUGAUCUCGUGUUGUCAGGCCUCUUGGAGUGGGC